AUGCAACCCCCUCCGGCUGGCGCCGCCGAACACGAGCCCGAACCCCGCGCCCGGCCGCAAAACACCGCCGCGGCCCGCGCCACGCUCAGCCCCGCCUACGCCGCCGACUUCGACCGGCACGUGGCCGCGGUCUUCAGCCACCAGUACACGGCGGGCCGGACGGCCGGAAAGUGCCCCUCCAUGCGCUUGCAUCCCAGCAAAAACACGCCGCGCGCCGCCUACUACCUCCCGCGGCCCCGGCGGCCCGGAUGUGCCCAGACCCGUCCGCUGGUGGAGCAUCUGUAUGCACAUCUCCGGGCCUGCAACGACGGGCCCCCGGCCUCGGCAUAUGCGCCGCCAAUGCGGGCGGAAAUCGACCGGGCCGAGCGCGUGCCGGGCACGCUCUGGUCCGCCCAGGAGAAAGACGUGUUUUUCCUGUGCUUGGCGCGCUAUUCGGUCCACCGGCUCGAGCUCUUCUCCGCUCAUCUCCCGCACAAGACGCGCGUGGAGAUCGAGGCCUACUACCUCCUCUUGAAGGCCGCCCGCGACCGGCUCGUGCGGUUCCGCACGUACGACACGGCCGUACGCACAUCCAGCGCGGCGGCUGGCGCCCGCAAGCUUCGCUGCGCGUACACGAUGCGCGUGUGCGAGCCGGGCUUGUCCUACUGGCGCAUCCCGGCGGCCGUGGAGGUCGACGCGGCGUGGAUGGACUUUGAAGACGAGCAGAGCGCUCUUCUCGCCCGCCGCGAGCUGGCCAGGCUGGCCGCCGCGCUGGCCCGCCAGGCCCACGCCAUGGAGACGUACACUGCGCGUGGCGGCGACACGGGCACGAACGUGGUGGACGCGUGCGCGGCCGCGGACUUGGGUGCCUUGUACCAGGCCAACGGCAUCACGCCUGCGGUGCGCAGCCGGGGCGGCGGCCGGCUAGCUCUCCUGGCGACGGUGUUCCUCGACGAGCUCGUGAAAAUGCGGACCCGUGAUAUGCUCUUGGCUGUUGUUGCCGCCAGGGCCACGGCCACCACGGCGCCGGCGGCUUUCGCGGACGCGCUGCCCGAGAAAACCGUGUGCACGGACGACAUCUGGAGGGCAGCCGAGCACCUCCGGCUUUUCGAGACGCGCGCGGCGGGCCACAGCUCCAAGUUCCGCGACGGGAAGACGCCCGUCAUAGCCACGUAUUGGGACUGCGUGGUCCGCUCGCUCAAGCUCCCGGUGGACGAGCCGCCGGAAGCUCUGGUGCCGACGGCUGCGCACCCGGCGCUCCCCGUGCAAGACUACCGGGCCCAGGAUUUCUUUCUUCGGCAGCUUGCGCCGCCCGGCGACGCCCUCGAAAUCCCCGAGGGGCUAGCAGAGCUGACGGCGGCGGGGGUCUCGGAGGAGGGAGACAUCUCCAAUGGCUCGGAGUCCCCCGGCAUGGGGCCCGAGUGCUGGCAAUUGCCGGCCCCGUGGGACCACCCGGACAUGCAGCAUGGAAGAGGGCAGGCGGGAGGUAUCCACCCACGUUUCAGUGGCGCUGCCCUCUUCGGCAUGGGUCCCGGCGGCGCUUCUCUCCAGGAUUCCACGGGGACGCGCGGCAUGCCGCUGGGCGCCAUGCACACGUUUCCAAUUGGGCCUGCUGGCGGCGCCAUAAAAACGUUUCCAAUUGGGCCUGCUGGCGGCGGCCUGCUGGUUCCUGGAGCCACUUCUACCGACAACGGCAUUGUUAUCCAGGGAGCCCCCCCUGCCAACAGCAGCAUCCUGCUUGAUUCCAGCGCAAGGAUGGCGCCGCAUGCAAUGGUUCCAUUCGUUGCCCCGAACGCGAGCGAUGGUUCGAUGCAUCCAGGGGGCAGGCCCGCUGAGCACCACCGCCCCGAACAGAUCCUGUUUGCCAGUCUUGAACGGAGCGAGACUUUCUCCCGGAAACGUGACCUCGAAGACAUACUCGUCGAAGACUAUUUGGAGCAAGACGUGGCCAUGUACACGGACAGCAUCGACCAGCGAAAGGCUUGGCGCUACCUCAAAUCACUUAAGGAAACCAUGGGCAUUGACGCUGCCAGCAGCCCGCCACCGAAGCUACGCAAGAGAAACGUCAUGUUCCGUAGCGCCGCCCACAAGGCCUGGGCAAAGCACUACGCCAGCUACUAA
Messenger RNA from Metschnikowia bicuspidata var. bicuspidata NRRL YB-4993, 2100 nucleotides. RefSeq lists its product as uncharacterized. NCBI's taxonomy places the organism in Eukaryota, Fungi, Ascomycota, Pichiomycetes, Serinales, Metschnikowiaceae. Gene Ontology annotation, cellular component: RNA polymerase I upstream activating factor complex. Gene Ontology annotation, biological process: nucleolar large rRNA transcription by RNA polymerase I; transcription initiation at RNA polymerase I promoter. Gene Ontology annotation, molecular function: rDNA binding; RNA polymerase I general transcription initiation factor activity. The coding region runs from base 1 to 2100 and encodes 699 amino acids. The record is from RefSeq and is a predicted model, not a curated record. The transcript has a single exon.